Messenger RNA from Trichoplusia ni (cabbage looper), 5568 nucleotides. Its product is annotated as mucin-3A-like. Lineage: Eukaryota; Metazoa; Arthropoda; Insecta; Lepidoptera; Noctuidae. The coding region runs from base 271 to 5469 and encodes 1732 amino acids. The transcript has a single exon. The record is from RefSeq and is a predicted model, not a curated record.
UCUAUUCAAAGUAAUUGCUACCAAAUAGUUCCCCCGCUCUCCACCCUCCAGCUUGUUUUAUAGCGUAAAUGGGAUCCCUGCGCAACUUCAGGGCGGUCCUGUCGAUGCGCCGGGAUGUAUAAAAACGGGAAUUAUCCCAGUCGCAUCCUAACUUACGAUGCAGUUGAGGCUGACACGUCGCCUCGGACGGUUGUGGUGAAGUUAACAGACUAAAGUUAUGUGUGUCAGACUAUCAGUAAAGUUCUAUGUGAUGGAUUCUUUUAUAAAGUAAUGGAAAAUGGUGUUUCGAGUAUAAUUUCAUUUAUUGGAAACGAACUUCGACUAGAUUCAUUGCCUGAAGAAUUAUUAAUAGAGAUUUGUAUUUGUAAUUACUCUGUGAAAGAUAUUUUGAAUACGAGAAAUAUUGUGUUGGACGCGUUCGGACAGUUUGACUGCGCAAGGCUCCGUACUUUCAAUCCAAAAGAUAUAAGGGCGGAACUUCGUUUUAUUAUUGAACGCCUGAGAAGCUUUCCUUGCGCUGCAGGUGAAGAAGGGGCCUACGCAGCGGCAAUUGAAAAAAAGGCUUACGAAGCUCGCCUAGAUGCUAUAAACGAUUUAGCUAGAACAUUCUCCAGUGUUUUGAAGAUGUCUUCUGAUAACGAUAAUUUGCCCUCGGGAUCCAACAACGAAGUGGCAGCCAAUAACCAAAAUAUUCAAGACCCACCACGGCAGGAUCCACAGGAGCAGGAACACAUUCAACUACCAGCAAUGCAGAACCCUAAUGAACAGGAGACAAUAGAAGAACGACCAACACAGAAACCAGAUUUAUUGGAGGAUAUCCCAGAAUCCGCACUGUUAAAUUUAGAUGAACAGCAUCAGCCCCAAGAACUGUUGCGGACAAGCCCAGAAGAAAUGGUGACUGUUGAUCCUGAUGAACUGCCAACCAUACAACAACCGGUAACACUUGACCUACUUGACCACCAAAAUAUUUCAGAAUCAUCGACACUUCACUCAGUUGCACUGCAAAACAUCCCAGAAACUGUGAUAAUUAACUCAAAUGAACAGCAAAAUACACCAGCACACGAGAUACUAAAUCCAAAUGAACAGCAAAAUAUCCCAGGACCGGCGACACCUACCCAUGACGAACAGAAAAAUAUCCUAAGACCGGAAACACCGAACCCAGACGAACAGCAAAACGUCCCAGAGCCGGCGACACUCAACCCGGAUGAAAAGCAAAAUAUUUCAGUACCAGCGACACCUACUAUAGAUGAACAGCAAAAUAUCCCAACACCGGCGACUCUGAACCCACAUGAACAGCAAAACGUCCCAGAACCAGAGGCACUGAACCGAGAAGAACAGCAAAAUGUUACAGAACCAUCGACACUGAGCCCACACGAACAACUAAAUGUCCCAGGACCAGCGGCACUGAACCCAGACGAACACCAAAAUGUCCUAGAACUACCAGCACUGAACCCAGACGAACAGCAAAAUGUCCUAGAAACACUAGCACUAAACCCACACGAACAGCAAAAUGUCCCUGGACUAUCUACACUGAACCCAGACGAACAGCUAAAUAUCCUAGGAUCAUCGACACCGAACCUAGACGAACAGCAAAAUGUCCCAGGACCAUCGACACUGAACUCAGAUGAACAGCAAAAUUUCCCAGGACCGGCAACGCUUCACCCAGAUGAACAGCUAAGUAUUCCAGAAUUUUCGAUACAAAAUCCCGAUGAACUACAGACUAAACAAGAACCAGUAAUUCAAAUCCCAGAUGAACAAUUAUAUUGGGGCCAUGAAAGUUUUGGAAGACCGGAAGCCGAAGACUUUUUUGAACAUAAUUUAGAAGACUCUGAGAGUCCGCAGCUUACUAUAGAUGAGCCGGCAGAUCUACUUCUGGCUUUUGAAGCAGCACCUGCACGAGAAAUGGCUGAAGAGCCGGAUUUCGACGAGAUCGUUCAGAGUAUCGUUGAAUGCGGACGAAAUAUGAGGCGUUCUAUAGAAGCCGCAGCAGUAGAAGAAGUUGCCGCAAAUGAAGAAAUCCCUGUUCUAGAAGAAGUUGGUGCCCUAGAAGAAAUAAGACUACCUGAAGUUGUUAGAGCCCCAGUGGUUGUCCAGGGUCAUGAACUAGCCGGCCCACCAGAUAUUCUACCACUAGAAGUGGUUGAAGCUCCUCAUGUAGUCGAAGCUCCAGAUAAUUUAGAAGCUCCAGGCUUACCUACUUUCGGUAUGCGAGAAGUUAAACAGAAGUCAGAACGAGUUGUUUCACCCAACAUCUUCGGAAACAUUGUUGAUGUACCUGCUCGUUUCGGCCCUCCUGCGAAAACUUCUCGUAUUAUUGAAGUUAAGCAUGGGCCAGUAAUCCGAGUACGGACCACUGAACUGCUUAACGAAAUACCCGAGGAGCUUGCGACACAACCGGACAACCGAGAAAACCCCGCGGAAAGGCUUAUAUAUGACGAAGGCCCCUAUGGCCGGACCGGUCGCGAAACUUGUGCUAGAACAAGCUUCGUUCCAAUACGCAAUAGAAGGACAAGAGCGACUAGUGUUACCUGCACGUAUACUGCAACUAGUGCGGCUACUGCAGCCAUCGCGAUGAGCACGAUUCCUACAUCUGAAUCCCCUAGUAUCUUAUCCAGUUUAUCUAGACCUGAAUGGCAAAUCGAUGAACCCAAUGUGACUAGUACGUAUACUGCGACAAGCGCGACGCAGGCGUACUCUACACCUGAAUCGCCCAUUGUUCCACCUCGUUUACCUCGCCCGGACUGGUAUAUCGAAGAGGAUCCCAAUCUGACGGCUACAUAUUCUGGAACUGGUGCCACUAGAGACUAUUCUACACCCGAAUCCUCCAUUGUCUCAUCUCGUUUGCCUCGACCAGAUUGGUAUGUCAGCGAAAAUCCUAAUUUGACUCGGGUGUAUGCUGGGCCAAGUGGGAGCCGGCCCUACAAUUCACCAGAAUCUACCAUUGUCUCAUCUCAUUUACCUCGAACUGAAUGGCAUACCAGCGAAGAACCCAAAGUUACUUGUACUUACACGGGAACCAGAGAGCCCAGUCCGGCCAUUCGGACCCUUAGGACUUCUACCGCUGAAUCCACCCAUGUCUCAUCUUAUUUGCCACGACCUGAAUGGCAUAUCAGCGAAGAACCGAAUGUGACUAGCACGUACACUGCCAGUAGAGAGUCCUGUCCACCCGUUCCAACUCGCCGGCCCACUACUAUUGAACCCACUAGUUUCUCAUCUUAUUUAUCUCGACCUGAAUGGCAUAUCAGCGAAGAUCCCAAUGUGACUUGUACAUACACAGCUACAAGAGAGCCCAGUCCAACCAUUUCAACUCGUCGGACCUCUACUGCUGAAUCCAUCAAUUUCUCUUCUUAUUUGCCUCGACCUGAAUGGCAUAUCAGCGAAGAACGUAAUGUAACAUACACAGAAACGAGAGAACCCAGUCCGACCAUUUCAACUCGUCGUACCUCUACUGCUGAAUCCACAAACUUCUCAUUGUAUAUCCCUCGACCUGAAUGGCAUGUCAGCGAAGAACCUGAAGCGUCUUGUACGUACACUGCGACUGGGGACCAUACUUUUGCAAGCCUCAGAACCUCUACUGCUGAAUCAGCAAAUAUCUCAGCUCGUUCACCUCAACCUGACCAACAUACAAGCGAAGAACCUUAUAGAACUUGUACGUAUACUGCGAAAAGAGAGCACAGUCCGACCUUUGCAACUCUUAGAACCUCUACCUCUGAAUCUACCACUGUCUUAGCUCGUUCGCCUCGACCUGAAUGGCAUAUAAGCGAAGAACCUGAUGUGAGUUGCACCUACACGACGACCAGAGAGCCCAGUCCGACAUUUGCAACCCUCAGAACCUCUACCUCUGAAUCUACCACUGUCUUAUCUCGUUCACCUCGACCUGAAUGGCAUAUAAGCGAAGAACCUGAUGUGAGUUGCACCUACACGACGACCAGAGGGCCCAGUCCGACAUUUGCAACCCUCAGAACCUCUACCUCUGAAUCUACCACUGUCUUAUCUCGUUCACCUCGACCUGAAUGGCAUAUAAGCGAAGAACCUGAUGUGAGUUGCACCUACACGACGACCAGAGGGCCCAGUCCGACAUUUGCAACCCUCAGAACCUCUACUGCUGAAUCCGCUACUGUAUUAUCUCGAUCACCUCGACGUGAGUGGCAUAUAAGCGAAGAACCUAAUGUGAGUUAUUCUUACACCGCGACUAGAGAGCCAAGCCCGACCUUUGCAAUUCUCAGACCCACUACUGUUGAAUCCGCCGCUGUUUCAUCUCGUUCACCUCGACCUGAAUGGCAUACCAGUGAACAACCUAAUGUGACUUGCACUUACGCAGCUACUAGAGAGUCCAGUCCGACAUUUGCAACCCUAGUCAGACCUACUACUGCUGAACCCACUAUUGUCUCACCUCGUUUACCUCGUCCUGAGAGAGAUAUUAUCAAAGAACCUAAAGCAUUAAAAAAGCCUCGUCGAACUAUUCCAACGCGGCAGACGUCUAUUUUUGAAUCCGCCAAUCUGGCAUCUCGUUUACCUCGACCUGAAUGGCAUAUCAGCGAAGAACCUAAUGUGGUUUCCACUUAUACAGCUCCCAGUGAGUCCAGUCCGACAUUUACAACCCUAGUCAGACCCACUACUGCUGAACGCACUAAUGUGUCACCUCGUUCACCUCGACCUGAGAGAGAUAUUAUCGAAGAACCUGAAGCGACAGGUACAUACACUGCAUCGAAAAAACCCCGUCGAGCCAUCCCACCUCGAAGGACGUCUAAUUUUGAAUCCACCAAUGUGGCAUCUCGUACUCCUCGACCUGAAUGGCAUUCCAGCGAAGAACCUAACGUGAGUCGCACUCACACAGCUACCAGUCCGACAUUUGCGACCCUCAGACCCACUACUUCUGAACGAACCAAUGUCUCACUUCUUUCUCCUCGAGCUGCGGGACAUUUUAUCGAAGAAACUAAAACGACUGGUACGUAUACUGCAUCAAAGAAACCCCGUCGAGCCAUCCCAACUCGGAGGAAGUCUAUUAUUGAAUCCACCAAUGUGGCAUCUCGUACUCCUCGACCUGAAUGGUAUUCCAGCGAAGAACCUAAUGUGAGUCGCACUCACACAGCUACCAGUCCGACAUUUGCAACCGUCAGACCCACUACCGCUGCACUCACUAAUGUCUCACCUCGUUUACUUCGAUCUGAGGGACAUGUUACCGAAGAACCUAAAGCGACUCGAUCAUAUACUGCUUCAAGACAGCCCACUCGAACCAUCCCAACUCGGAGCACCUCUAUUUUUGAACCCACUAAUGUGUCAUCUGGUUUAACUCGACCUGAAUGGCAUGUAAGCGGGGAACCCAGUGAAACUGAUACACACACUCUACGACAGUCGACCCGUUUAUCUCGUCUCCGCCCGCCUAUUUGGGUCCCUGAAAAACCGGCUAAAGAGGAAACACAGACUCCAUCAACUGCCAAAAAACGAAGAAGGUCGAGAAGAAAGUAAAACAGACAAACGUUGUCGAGCCUAAAUUUAAAUAUCUGGUUUAUCACAUUGAAGCCUUGAUCUCAAACUUAAAGGUAUUUUUACGAAAAAAUGUAUUUA